Messenger RNA from Spirodela intermedia, 9581 nucleotides. Lineage: Eukaryota; Viridiplantae; Streptophyta; Magnoliopsida; Alismatales; Araceae. The record is from the annotation of a GenBank genome assembly.
AUGUCCGCCCCGGAGGAAGAGAGCAAGCAGAAGGAAGGAGAGCCCGCGGGGGAGGUGCUUUACUGCGGUGGGACAAGCUGGGAGACCAUGGGGCGUCGCCCUGCUCCGGCCAAUGGGAACUUGGUCUCUCCUACUCGGCUCCGCCCGCUGAUGGGGGUAGAUAUCCGCUCCGUGGCUUCUGGAUGCGGUAAACUCCCUCAUUCCUCCCUCUCCAUCUUCUAUUCCGGCGUUUUUUUUGUCUCACGCCUGACACAGGUUCCGUGAUUGUUUUCUGGGUGCCUCUAGCUUCGUGCCAUUGCGUGGCUCUGGAUGUGGAGGGGCGCUGCUUCACGUGGGGACGAAAUGAGGUAGGGUCUGGCCCGAGAGAAAGGUUCCUUCUCGGUGUAAUCAAUGUGGUUAACUUCCUGCUCAUUUUGUUGUCACGGAAAGCAGAAGGGGCAGCUCGGUCAUGGGGAUACUUUGCAACGUAACCUACCAACCAUUGUUUAUGGGCUCUCAAAGUAAGUAUUAUCAUUCGUCUGUAUUCUGGCCUUGCAUAUUCGUUGAUUACGUAAAAUGCAGUUGCCACAAAGCAUCAUCUGAUGUUCAGCUGGUCCCCUUUGUAAUUUAGACUUACACUACCCCCUGCUAUCUUAGGAUUGGCUUUGCCACUUUCCAAACACCUCGUUGGUUGUGUUUGCGAUUAAUCGGGAGCAGAGAAGUGACUUACUGAUGGCCAUUUUACUGCAUGCUGAUCUGUAUACCAUUGGAGAUUAUUUAUCCACAUUGGUGUUCUGAAUGUUCUUUCGAUGCUUAAUUAGUUCUACUUGAGCAGUUUGCAUUUUUUUAUAACUUAUUAUUUUCUCACCCUUCGCACAUUCUAUGCAGAACUUAUUUAGAAAUCUGCAUAAAUUCGUGACCUUUUUUCACUUUUAUUUGGAGAAUCUGGGUCUUCCCUCGUGCCAUCACUUUCCCACUUGUACUAUUGUAAAUGUAUAUAAGCAUUUCUUGGACUCAAUCCGCUUUUUUCUCAACCAUUUUUCCAAGAUUCUUCUUUCUUGGUAUACUGUUCAUAGUUGUUUAAGGAUUGUUUAUGCAUUUACAUGCACUAUUCUUCUAGUUAAUCAUUUGAAUCCACGGCAAGGAAUCAACCACAGGAUGAGAAAGCCCCUAGUAUACAUAUGCAUUGGUUACUGAUGUCUAAUUCCCCUUCUCCCUCCUCCUCCGGAAUACUUCUAUAGUAUGACCUUUUCAGAUUAAUUCACCCCUUCAACUAUGUGAAAUACAGCUAUAAGAACCGAGGGCCCCCCUUUCCCUUGUUUAGAAUAUGGUAUAUUCAAGGAGAAUAUUUCCGAGCAUAACGAUUGUUUAUUCAAGAGAUUAGCGCUACGGAGUCCCUGAUCUGCGGAAAACUGAAUCACCGAAGUUUCACCUGGACGGUGAUGCCCAGGUGCACAUAAAACAAUGAAGUGAGAAAGGGGCAGUGAGUGCCAUCUUCUACCUAUCUGGAAUGUCAAUUAUUCUCUUUGUAUUUCCUUUUUUUCUCUAUUACUUCCUCUACUCUCCGUAUAUAUGUGUCCGUGUAGUAGUCAUUUUUGUGCAAGUUGUUCUUUUGCCAUUAGUCUCUGUGGUUCUCAUGAUUUUUCUGAUUAUACACGUAUACAUAUGUUUCAUCAAUUUUGUGAGAUGGAGAGGGAGGGGGAGAGAGGGAGAGGGAGAGAGGGAGGGAGCGAUAUGUCCUCUAUCUCCUACUACUCAGUGCCACUAUAUUCUCUGUUAUCAUAAGUGUACAUAUCCAUAUAUUCUGUAUCUCUAUCUCCCACUACUCAAUGUCCAAACUAUCUUUCUCCAUCUUCUUUUUAUCUUUUUUCUGCUUCAUCUAUAACUCUACCACUUGCUCUAUUUCUCUCUCUUUCUUGAGUGCAGUAACAACAGAUCAGGGUGCAGAUGGCCCCCUUCUCAACUUUUGCUGACAUAUCAGUGCUCAAGGCAUAUUUAUUUACUGCACUUCGGUCAUUUCAACUCUACUAGGGAUAGUUUAGGCACUCUGAGUUAGUAAAAUGGACGAUUGCCAUGACAGCAUAUAUGCAUAGCAGGAAGAAUGGUAUAAAUGCCGUUGAUUUUUUUCCUCGUUUACUUUUUAAACUUAAAUACUGAUAUAAUAUAUACACAUAUUACUUAACUAUGUUGUCAUCAUACGAUGAAGAUGUCUAUCUAAUUAAAGGUUUUUUUUAUGGAAUUAUAUUCCUGUGACAUAUAUUUUACUAAAUUAUGUUGUCAUCAUACAGUGAAUAUGGGUAUCUAACUAAAUGUCUUUUAUAAGGAAUUACAUCCUGGUGCUUCUCUACUGAAUUUUCUGAUCGAUUGGAACAUGCAGUUCCUAUGACGAAUUAUUUGGAAAUUUUAUCUCACGGUUAUGUUUUGCUGAAAGAUCAGACAAUAGUUCGUUAUAUUUUUUUUCUGCUGUGGUAACAUAGAUGUUAAUGAAUGUUUUUUAUGAAUGUAGAUACAAAAUUGUUAAAGCAGGUGCUGGGAGAAAUCAUACAGUUGUGGUUACUGACGAUGGCAAAUCUUUUGCUUUUGGUUGGAACAAGCAUGGGCAGCUGGGAACUGGUUCAGCACGGACUGGUUAGGCCCAAUUUUUUGAUGUUUAUACCCAUUUUUUAAUCCAUUUUUUUAAUAUAUAGUAAUUUUUUUAAAAUUAUCUUGAAGUCAGGGUGUGCUGAGUUUGCUGGGUUCCACAUAUUGAUAGGCAUAGAACAUGAUAUUCUUUCUUUAUUUUUCAAAUGUAUGAGUUGGUUACCAUUGCCUAUAUAUUUAACUUUUCUACCGUUUACUUCAAUCUGUUAAUGAAAUGGUGGGGCAUGGCUGCCUCCCCCCCUACAAAGAAAGAUAUUUAAUGUUGGAAGAGUAGACUAUUUAGAGAACAAGACUCAUGUGUCAGCUUCUCUGAAUGUCUUAAAUGGAAAUCUGAUUUUAUUGCGGAUCUUAUUUUUCUGCCCUUGUUCUUCCAUAUGGCAUCUCGUUCUUCUUUAUCUUUGUUACUAUUCUGCUUCCAUUUUUUUCCUACCUGAUGCUUCCCUUCUUAUUUUUCUUCUGACUCAAUUUUUUCUCCAUGUCUCCUGCUUCUUCAUUUCAAUACUUAAUAGUGGAUCUAUCCUCUUACGUUUUCUUAUCUUGAUGACGCUUUUAGCUGUUCGCCCUCACUGUGAAGGUUCCUUUUUUAAAAUUUUACUUUGUUUCCAUUGCUUUCCAGUCAUUCUUAGCCGCGUAGCCUCGAAAUUAAUGGAUCAAUAAGAUUUAUAUAUUACUACUCGAAUUUCUUAAAUGGGUGGUCGGUCCUGACCUAGUUAUCUACAUUUAUUCUACUAGGUUUGGUAAUCAUCUACAUUUAUUUUAUUAGGUUUCUACUCGAAUAUAUUUAUUGUGUUGAUGUACUUAUUGAUUUUUAACUUUUGUGAUUAAUAAAUCUCUCUUUGAGGCAGUAUUAGUUCUGUAGUAUACCUGGACCUAUUUUCUUUUUUUUUUAUUUGUGUGCAUGAAAAAAUUUCGAUGCCUUUUUUGUUUACUCCAAAGAAUUCAUUAUUUGAUGAUUGUGUAUCCUCCACAAAAUCCUCAACUUCUGAAAUCAAAAUAUGUAACAUCUUCAGAGAUAGAACGAUCUCCAGUUCCUUGCACGGUUUCCCAAGUUACAAGUGCUGUAUGCGGGGCGGAUUUCACCGUGUGGCUGUCUUCACUUGAAGGGUCUUCAAUAUUGUAUGUGUGCAAACUCUUGUAACUUUGUCGAUUGCUUAUCUCUUCAUUUUGUCUUGGAUAUGUCUCAAUUUUAGAAGCUGGAUCUUUAUGAUGCAAUUUUAGACUCCGUUUCAGAGGACACAUGCUUAAUUUUGGUGGUCCCCAGUACUGCAGGUCUACCACAAUAUGGACAACUUGGGCAUGGAACAGAUAACAAGGUUAGAAAAUGAAUUUUUUUCCGUUGUUUAAAUCAUAUUCCUGCUAAUCCCUUUAACAACACGACACAAUUCGCAGUACAAUACCAAGGACAGUUCCAUUAGGCUUGCUUAUGAGGCUCAGCCUCGCCCUAAGGCAAUAGCUGCAUUUUCAGGGAAAACUGUCGUUAAAGUUGCAUGUGGGACAAACCACACAGGUUUUCUUCUUGAAAAAUCACAGUAAUUCAAUCUGUCAUUGAAGUUGCCUUUUUCUGUCAUCCCGGUUCUCAUAUUAAGUUUUUCUUCUAUUCUUUUUAUCCACAUUUUACAGUGGCUGCUGACUCAAGUGGAUUUGUUUACACGUAUGUUUUUCUAACCUUCUACUAUGAUUACCAUGUUUAUUAUUUUGUAGGAUACGCAAAUCGUUGUUUAUUGCUGUAAUUAAAGAAUUUCUCGUAAAUUUUUCAUGUUGAUUAUAUCUUUCUGCUAUGUUUUUGUUUUUUUCGUUUCAUUCCUUAAUAUUCCACGCUUUAUGCUUUUCAGGAUCAAACUCUUUUUCUGAAUGCUGUUGUGAUAAUGCACAGGAGAGUAUGGCUAGUAUGAAAUUCGUAAGCCCCCCUAAAUAAUCAAACUAUACCCAGGCAAACUCAAGUCCUAAUAUCCCCACAAUGGCAUCCUCCAUCUCUUUCCUCACGCAAAAAUGCUGCCCACUUUUUUUGACCUCAUAUAUACCACCAGGAUAAAAGUUUCUAUGUUUUACAAAAUAUACUUAUUUCUAUUUUGCCAAGGUAUCUCAAACUACUGCAUGAAGUGCAGGCCAAAAAAUGCAGCUAUCUACUUUCCAUGCCCAGCGCCAAUUCGAUUUUACUCGAAGCUCCAUAAUCUGACUUGUGCAGUGCUCAGCUCGUUUUGGAUAUAGUUUGCCAAAUCUCUUGAGAUAAAGAUUAUCCAAUGAAGAUUUUCUCCACACCAAACUAUCAAUUUUUAGCGGGGAAGGGGUUUUCAAUAACUGAUACACUACUUGGUAUCUAUAAUGUGCGAAAAAUGUGAUAAGUUGACUUGACUGAGAAGGAUCCUCCACUUCCCAUGAAAGUAGAAUUAAUGAUCUAUCCAGUGCCGUGCCUUUAGCUGGGAACUUUUGGAGUUGGACAUUAAGUCAACUGAUUGUUCAUGAAUUUACGGUCUUGUUAUAAACUAUCAUCUGAUUAGUGGAUUUGGUCUGGACUACGAUGAAAUGGCGUUCGGAUUCUUUGUGGUGUAUGAUGAAAUACGGACGUUCUCAUUUCCUCAUAUGGCAAGCUAUGACUUGUUCAAGGGGAGUUACAAAAACGUGAAUACUACGUAGCCAGGUCCUAUUACUGUUUUCAUUCUUUUGUGUCACAAUCUUGUCGUUUAUUGUCUUCCAUAGAUCUUUGUGUUGAUCUUUUUUAGAUCUUUACAUUGAUUUACUUAUACGUUAUCAACUAAUUUAACCUGUCAAAUUUCAGGUGGGGUUUUGGUGGCUAUGGAAGGUGCGGAGAAUGUCUACAGCUCUUUGUUAUUUUAAUUUAGGGUAGCCCUUACGGGUUCAUGUGCUCCUUCAUCAUAGGAGGGAUACAUACUGAAUCUUUGUUUCCGUUUUAUUAAUUUUAAGAAUAUUUAUUUGGUUCUGCGUUAUACUUACAAUUAGUUGAUUCAAUGACAAUCAGGCUGGGACACAGAGAACAGAAAGAUGAAUGGGUUCCGCGUCUUGUUGAUGUUUUCCAAAAGAAAAACGUUCUUCCACCAACUGCUAUUGUUUCAGCUGGUUCAGCUAACUCUGCUUGUACUGCUGGUACGCCUUCUUAAUUUCUCAUGUUAAAUCCUACGUGGAUGUAACUAAAUUUUAACUAUUUUUCGUAAGUUGUACCCAGCCAUUUUUCAGUGGAAUUGGCCAAAAACUUUAAUGAUUCAAAUGGAGCUAAAAAUUUCAGUACUGCCGAUUCCAUAUGAAAGUCCUUUGUGGCAUUUUCCAUGGCUUAGAAUCGAUGGUCUUUAGGGCUGAAGGGCAGCUGGAUGGGUUCGAACUUAGAUGUUUUUCUCACUACAACCACUUAGUUCCAAAUGGUAGCUAUUGAAGUCUUCAGAAGCACAACAUCAGGGAUAAGUAAUUUCAUUCAGUUCUUAACUCUUUUCAAAGGUUGAAAUUAUUAGUCAUAUUUUACAGUGGACAUAGACGAGUUUGGAGCGUCGUUAUGGAUCAUAAAUGGCAUCUUUCAAUUGAUGUUUAAUGACUUGCAUUUAUGUUGAACCAGUAGAAGCUUUUUUUCUUCAAAUUUUCUCGUGAAUUAUUUGUACAACGUUUGAGAAAGUAGAAUGCGAGUAUAUGUAGAGCUCUCUUUGCCAGAGUCCAUGUGUAAUGGAAUGAGCAAUAACCGUUGUUUUUAGUGGAACGCUUUUAAGAUCUUUGUUUCAGCGGGAUUAUAGUUAAUGAGGUUCAGUCUUUGAGAAAACAUUGAUGUAUCUGCUAAAUGUAGAUACUGAUGGGCAGAACAGGAAAACAUAUUUAGUUCAAUCCAAAGCAAGAUGGAAAAUAAUCUGGAGAGAUAGGUGUGUGGAAAUAUUUAGUUGCCGUUUUUUAGUUCAUGGUAGAACAAUCGAGAAAGAACAUCAUUUGAUUGUACUUGUCUGCAUAUAUUUUUCGUUGUUGAGGAAUGAUUGUGAAGUACUACAUUGCCUUUUAUUUCUUGAUUAUAUUUUUCCAGGAGGAGGGCAACUGUACAUGUGGGGUAAGCUAAAGAGCACGGGUGAUGAUUGGAUGUAUCCUAAGCCUGUUAUGGAUUUAAGGUAUUCUCCUUGUGUGCCUUCUUGGUUUAUUUACUUUUGAGCCGCUGUCCUAUGGACAAUUUGAUUUCUCAUUUCAGUUUUCUAAUGCUAUGUGCUAAUUUUUUGCAUCAAAUAUGAUAUUCCUCAUUUUUGCUGUUGGGUAUACAUUUACCCUCUUAAUGAAGGAGUAAAGCAAAACAAAUGCAAGACACCAUUGAAAGAUAAUACGAUAAGACAUGGAGUGAUGAGGGAAUUUCAUUUCCCGAAGUAGAUUUCACUGACAAGCUGACGACAUAAAUGCUUCUAGUAAUUGUUGGGACCAUCAGAUCUGUCCUUUCCGAACCUUACAAAGAUCAUUCUUCCCCGCUAUUGUUUGUGGAAUUAGUUCAGAACUCUGGAAAAGGCGGGGGUGGAGCCGAAUUAAAAGAUUCUGCAAAGAUCCGGUUUAUGUAACCAAACCGAGAAGAAUCUUCUUACAAAUAUUUUUGAUAAAAAGGCGCCAACACAAAAAUCUGUUAAGAUAUGUGUCCUUUGUAAAGAUUCAUUACUAAAUACCAUACGCUUGAUUCCCAAUCAAUGCAGUGUGAUAUGGUGUUUGUGAUGAUAUUGAUGUGUUUGAAACUUAUGCUACGCCUCACUAUCCUCCUCACUUUAACAGGCUGUAAAUUUUUGUCUCCUACACAUCCUCAGUUAAAAAAAACUGUGGAAUCAGCAGUGACCCUCUUCUUCUGUCAGGGUUACGCACAAUUACUUCAUUUUUUUUCACUUCACGUGUUCUCAAGAAAACUGUUUCUGGAUGAAAGACGUUGAAACAGGCCAUAAAACAAGCAGAAGAUCUGCAGUAGAGGAAAGGCAGUGCUGUGGAAACCGGUUUGUAUGGGUGAUAUAAUGGUACUUGAGGUUGUCCAUGCAAGCUAUCUUCACAUGUUUGACUGUUCAUCAAGAAAUGAAAUGCUUGGAUUUAUGUUCGUGGUUUCACUACUCGCAUCUCCCACUAGCACCUAGAUUUUCUAAUGACUUCAACUAACUGUCGCUUCAGAGAAAUAUAUUUCUUGGGAAGUGCACGUCAGGGGAAGAAUAACAUUUUAUUUAGAUUUAUAAGUGUUAAUGCACGCUUAGUACUUGAGAAAAGUCAAUUCAGGGUUGACUUUCGUGGACUGUACUGCUUUCUGCCCAAUAUGCUAGUUUCUUGGAAUUAAGACGUUUUAUGCAUCCUCUUUUUUCUGGCUUGUAGAAAAGAACACAAUAAAACAUCCUGUAUGCAUUAUCCCGUGUUUCCCUCCCAGAUUCUUCCUCUCAACUUAUUAAUAUUAGCCAUAUUUUGUGACCAUAGUAUGUAUUGUGUCUUCUCAUCGGCCGUAUCCUUUUAAUUUCUCAUUACAGUGGCUGGAACAUAAACUGCAUGGACUCGGGUAACAUGCAUCACGUCGUUGGGGCCGAUGAAUCGUGCAUCAGUUGGGGUCUUGCUCAGCAUGGCGAGCUUGGAUAUGGUCCUCUCGGGCAGAAGUGCGUCUUUGGCAACCUUCAGUUCAAUGUCAUUUUACUUGUAUCUUGAAGCUACGGGUUACACAGAUUUCAGUCAGCUUAACGUUGACAACACUGAUGAGUGUAUUCCUUUGUCGUAGAUCCUCUUCAAACCCUAAAAAAGUAGAUCUCCUCGAGGGCAUGCGCGUCACCAGGUAAGAGAACUAUUCCUUUUUUUUUUUUCCCCUAAACUUUGUUAUUUGAUCAUAAUAGUGUGGGUUACGGAGUUUUGGCAAUUUUUGUGCAGUGUUGCAUGUGGAAUGGGCCUCUCCCUGAUCGUUGUGGACAGAGCGAUUGCUGGUGACAAGCUGAACCAGGUACCUUUCAAGAUACUCUUGAUCGAUGCGUUCGUCUGCUAUAUCUCCUUUGUGCUGUUCAUGUGGCUGCUCAAGAGCCCAGUGAGUGAAUAAAACCCUCCCAAGCUGUUUUUGGAUGGUAUAAUGGAAAGUGCUAACAUACCCACUGGGAUACAGCAGCUAUAGUUUGCUUCAUUGAGGAUCCAGUUGAUCGCUAGAGAGAGAAAGAGAGAGAGAGAGAGUCACCGAUUCUAGCAACUUUGUAGAUAUACUUGUGAAAAGGUUCUCUGAUCAUCUUGUCAAUCUUUUCUUCCUACUUAAUAUAGUAAUACACAUACCCGACUGCUCUCAUCUACCUGUGAAUUUUAAUGCUGCUCUGUGUGGGUGUGGGUCUGUGUUUUGUGCUCGAUGCGCGAGUUCUCAUGUUGAUUACUCUUCCGUUGUGCAGCUCGAGGUUUAUGAUGGGGGUUAUCCCGGAGGUAUUAAUGCUCUUCUGCUGUUCCUUUCGCCUCCAUAUCUCUGUAGAUAGCACCAAACUCGGUACCUGGUUCUCUCUCUCUCUCUCUCUCUCUCUCUCUUGCUGGUGCAUCCAGAGUCUGGCCAUGGGUUCCCCUCUGGUUCUUUAGCUUCACUGAGCCUGUAGUUUUUUUAAAAAGGGAAAAUAAAAAAGGAAUCUUGACUGGUUGAUUAUUUGCACGCGUCAGUGGCAGGAGAGGGCGAAGAAGCAGAACCCGCCGGCGCCGCCACCAAGGCUGCGGCGGCACCCAGAAAGCGAGCCGCCGCCUCUGCAAAGGCCCCGAUGAAGAAGAAUAAGAAGAAGAAGAACGAGGAAGAAGGCUCCUCAGAGUCCGAAAGCGGAGACGAUAGCGGAGACACCGGGGGCAGCGAGAGCGACGGCGACAGCGGAGACGCCGGCGGUGAGGUCCCCGCUGCCGGGAAGAGGAAUCGCGGCGGCGCAAGGGGCCGCGGGAGGGGCCGCGGCCGCGGCCGCCCCCCAAAGUCCGCCGUCGCCGGCGGUGGCCGCGGCCCUGGGCGAGGCAGAGCCGGCAAGAAGGUCCGCCGCAGCUAA